Messenger RNA from Oryza sativa Japonica Group (Japanese rice), 516 nucleotides. RefSeq names its product subtilisin-chymotrypsin inhibitor CI-1B. The record is from RefSeq and is a predicted model, not a curated record. Lineage: Eukaryota; Viridiplantae; Streptophyta; Magnoliopsida; Poales; Poaceae. Gene Ontology annotation, biological process: response to wounding. Gene Ontology annotation, molecular function: serine-type endopeptidase inhibitor activity.
CAUGAUAAAUACGCAAGCUAAUUAAGCUAGCUACAUAUAUACUCUCUCAAAAGUUUACAUUAAUUGCUGAUAGCUCAUCAUCAGUUUGAUCGUGUCCGGAGGUGUGAGGUCGUCGGCGAGAUGAGCUCCGGCGGCGAGGAGGGGAAGACGUCGUGGCCGGAGGUGGUGGGGCUGCGGGCGGAGGAGGCGAAGAAGGUGAUCCUCAAGGACAUGCCCGACGCCGACAUCGUCGUGGUUCCGGUGGGGACGCCGGUGACCAUGGACUUCCGCCCCAACCGCGUCCGCAUCUUCGUCGACACCGUCGCCGGCACCCCCACCAUCGGCUAGAGCUAGCUACUAGCCUCAUCUGCCUGCCUUCAGCAUCCUGCUUAUCUUAAUUAAAUAAUCACAUGCACGCAAGUGAUAUGUACUGUGCAUGUUUCGAUCGAUCCAUCCCCCAUCUGAAUAAUGUUGGUUUUACCCUACGCACGUGUUAAUGUUUUUCUCCUACGAAUAAAUAAAGAGACCUUCAUUUAA